Molecule: messenger RNA, 492 nt
Organism: Funneliformis geosporum
Lineage: Eukaryota; Fungi; Glomeromycota; Glomeromycetes; Glomerales; Glomeraceae
Source: the annotation of a GenBank genome assembly
AUGUCUAAAAGGAAAUAUUCAACGCAUAGCGAAGACGAAAUUAUUGAUCUAACCAAUGAAAUUAAAAAAGAAAAAGAAACGGAACACUUGUUUUCAAAAACAUACUUGCCAAUUUACACUCAAAAUCCAAUUUCAUAUACAAAUCAAUAUAAAGAUGAACGUCCUCAAUCAUCAGAUGAUCCUCUUCCAUCUGAUCCUCCCACAUCCUUUUCUCCUGCUUACUGUGCACAUGAUAAUCCACCUCCUGUAUCACCAAAUCAACCUGGCUCGCGUGGUAAAAGACGUGCAUGGACAAAAGAAGAGGAUCAUGCUUUACUUGAUUCAAUAAUUGUUGAAUUAUCAGGCCAUUGGUCCUCAAUUUGUUCUCGAAAUGAACUACUAAUUCAACGUGGACCUAGCAUGGCGUCGCAAAGAUUUAAAAGCUCAAUUAAACAUAAACUGUUAGGCGGAGAAAAUUCCAAAAGACCACGAGUAAAAGAUGACGAAGAAUAA